GAGGGAAUCCUGAGGCUUUUUAGGCGAGACUUUUAGGAGGGGAAAAAUUGAAUUGUUAGUCCUUUUGAGAUCGGCAAGCGAUUCAAUUGGUAAAUUAUCGUCAUUUCAAAUUAACGACACACGUGCAAAAACACGUAAAAACAUUGAUUACGUAACAGAAAGUUGAAAGACUGCAUGCAAGUAGCCGCCAUAAAAGGAGAUAAUGGCGGGGCACGAUUUGGAUUGGCAACGAAGCAAUCGCGAAAAAAUGUCAAAUUGAUGUCAAAUCCGUCGCUCUAUGGAAGUUCAUGUAGCUCACGACCAUAGCAUUCGCCGAAGGGCUAUCAAUUCUCUUCACUGGUUCAGGAAAGAUCUGAGACUUCAUGACAACCCGGCUCUUCGGGAGGCUGUCUUGAACUGUGAUACAUUCCGAGUUGUCUAYAUCUUCGAUACACGAAAUGCCCAAAACUCGACAAUCGGGAUAAAUCUGUGGCGUUUUUUACUUCAGUCGCUUGAGGAAUUAGACGGUAGUUUAAGAAAAUUGAAUUCACGUUUAUUCGUCGUUCGUGGCCAGCCUGCUGAUGUAUUACCUCGGCUAUUCGAGCAAUGGAGGAUCACAAAAUUGACCUUUACWGAAGAUACGGAACCAUUUGGUAAAGAGAGGGACUCUGCUAUUCGUAUGCUAGCKAGAGAGGCUGGCAUAGAUGUUGUAGUUAAAAGGUCCAAUACGUUAUACGAUUUACAAGAGCCUGGAUAGCAAGUUUUGAGCAGCCAAAGAUUAAUUCCAAUAGUUUAAUUGCUACAACCAAUGGCGUUAGUCCAUACCUUCGAUUUGGAUGCCUUUCACCAAGGCUUUUCUACCAUCGUUUGUCAGACCUGUUCAGAAAGUUAAAAAGAAAGGUGCCGCCAAUUUCUCUUUAUGGUCAAUUGCUUUGGAGAGAAUUCUUCUACUGUGUCUCAACUAAUAAUCCAAACUUUGAUAAAAUGGUGCACAACCCAUUGUGUUUGCAAGUAGAGUGGAGAGAUGAUGGUCGAGUUGAAGAGGACUUAGAGCGAUGGGCGAAGGGUCAGACAGGCUUCCCAUGGAUUGAUGCUGUAAUGGCUCAAGUGAGGCAGGAGGGCUGGAUUCACCCUUUAGCAAGAUAUGCDGCUGCAUCGUUCCUAACAAGAGGAGACCUUUGGAUUAGUUGGGAAAGAGGAGUWAAGGUAUUUGAGGAGUUUCUUCUAGAUGCUGACUGGAGUAUUAAUGCUGGGAAUUGGAUGUGGCAUUCAUGUAGUGCMUUCUCUCAGCACUUCUUCUAUCCUCAAUGUCCUAUAGGAUUUGGAAAGAGACUUGAUGCUAAUGGUGACUACAUAAG
Molecule: messenger RNA, 1337 nt
Organism: Exaiptasia diaphana
Lineage: Eukaryota; Metazoa; Cnidaria; Anthozoa; Actiniaria; Aiptasiidae
Product: cryptochrome-1
Biological process (GO): negative regulation of DNA-templated transcription; entrainment of circadian clock by photoperiod; circadian regulation of gene expression
Cellular component (GO): nucleus; cytoplasm
Molecular function (GO): DNA binding; FAD binding
Source: RefSeq, a predicted model, not a curated record